CUCCACGGCUCCUCCUCCGCGGCUCUUCCACGGCUCCACGGCGCACAGAGGAACCGGAGAGCCCGCAUAUGCGCCCGCACACACCCGGAGCACCGAGCCCCGCUGCCGGUAAGAGCCACAGUCUGUCGCGGCGCCCCGGAGACUCUGGUCCGGCUGCGUGUCCCGCGCUGGUCCGCCUCUUCCACGCGUCUUCCAUCAUGUCUCCGCGGCGGGGGCUUGUGUUUACCGGGGCGUAGGUGUGGGCACAGCCGGGGGGGACUGUGCGUUCUCUGGGAGCGAAGACAAACUCGGCCCCCAGAGCCGUUUGCCGGGCGCGCAGACUCUGAGGCGUGGGGCAUGGACGUGGGCAUGGACGUGGGCAUGGACGUGGGCAUGGACGAGGGCAUGGACGAGGGCAUGGACGGGGGCAUGGACGUGUGGAGCCGCCUGGAGCUGUGGGGGGAGCUGGCGCGCUCUUGUGGCCUGGGCACGGUACAGCAGGGCCUGGAGCAGCUGUGGGGGCUGCUGCUGCUCUGCGGACUCUGCAGGAUCUGCUUCAGGAUCGGCUGGAGCUCGUCCCUGAAACACCUCGUCUCUGCCGGGCUGGGUGUGAGCGCCCUCUACCUGUUCUUCGAGGUGCACACGCUGUGGGUGCUGCUGCUCUGCGCCCUGUCCUACCUCCUCCUCCAUCUGAACCAGCGCUCCAGAGGCAGGGGUGUGCUCCUGUCUCUGCUCCUGCUGCUCUUCCUCCUCACCGGGGAGCUGCAUUUUGUGGACCCUGUGACCUGGGCUAAAAUCAGAGGGAGUCAGAUGGUGGUGGCCAUGAAGGUCAUCUCUUUGGCCUUUGACCUGGACAGUGGAGCCGUGAGCCAGAUGCCCUCCCUCCCUCAGUUCCUGGGUUAUGUGCUGUUCGUGGGCAGCGCCGUGUUCGGGCCCUGGAGCUCUUUCUCCCACUACACGAGCGCCGUGGAGGGGAAGGCGCUGUCUCUGAGCUGGUUCGUGGCCUGUGCUGGAGGUUUGUUGAAGAGUCUGUUGUGUCUGGUGGUGUCCAGCUGUGUGGCUCCAUACCUCUUCCCCGCCAUCGUCCCCAUCAGCGGCGGAGAGCUCACUGACAGAUGGCUGCGUGCCUACGAGAACGCCGUCUCCUUCCACUUCAGUAACUACUUCGUGGGUCACUUGAGCGAGGUCACCAGCAUGUUGGCGGGAGCAGGUUUCACACAGGACAAGGAGCAGACGCACUGGGACAUGAGUGUGGUCAGACCUCUGCAGGUGGAGAUGCCGCGCUCUCUGGUGCUGGUGGUCACCUCCUGGAACAUCCCCAUGUCCCAGUGGCUCAAGACCUAUGUGUUUAAAAACGCCAUGAGACUGGGCACCUUCUCCGCCAUCUUGGUCACCUACACAGCCAGUGCUCUGCUGCACGGCCUGAGCUUCCACCUGGGGGCCGUGCUUCUGUCUCUGGGCUUCCUCACGUACACAGAACACGUUUUGAGAAAGAAGCUGGCGGUCAUCCUGAGUGCGUGCGUGCUCUCCCGACCCUGUCCCCCCGGCUGCACCCACCAGCACAAAAAGGACCUGUGGGUGGUGGCGUUGAACCUGUGCUUCACGUUCCUGGCCGUGCUGCACCUGACCUACCUGGGCUCCAUGUUCGACCCCGGGCUCACGGAGGAGGAGGCGGAGAUGGGCUACGCGGCGGCCCACACCCUGCAGAGAUGGUCUGAGCUGCACUGGACCAGUCACUGGAUCAUCGUCCUCACCUGGCUCCUCUGCCGCUGCCUUUAGCCCCUCCCCCUGCACCUGCCACUGCCUCUAACCCCUCCCCCUGCACCUGUCUCAUGUACAUACACUGUUACCGUUUUGUAUAUCU
Messenger RNA from Boleophthalmus pectinirostris (great blue-spotted mudskipper), 1843 nucleotides. Its product is annotated as protein-serine O-palmitoleoyltransferase porcupine-like. Gene Ontology annotation, biological process: protein palmitoylation; canonical Wnt signaling pathway; lipid modification. Bases 337 to 1758 code for a protein of 473 amino acids. Lineage: Eukaryota; Metazoa; Chordata; Actinopteri; Gobiiformes; Gobiidae. Gene Ontology annotation, molecular function: palmitoleoyltransferase activity; Wnt-protein binding. Gene Ontology annotation, cellular component: endoplasmic reticulum; membrane. The record is from RefSeq and is a predicted model, not a curated record. The transcript is spliced from 13 exons.